Funneliformis geosporum is the source of this 849-nucleotide messenger RNA. The record is from the annotation of a GenBank genome assembly. Lineage: Eukaryota; Fungi; Glomeromycota; Glomeromycetes; Glomerales; Glomeraceae.
AUGGAAAGUAAAUUUAUUUCAUCAAAGGAAAUAGAAGAAGCUAGGCUUAAGAGGCAGGAAGAAUGGAAGAAAGCUUUUGAAAGAAUAAACGAAAAACCACCUCCUAUUGAGGAGGAUUAUGAUCCUCGAACAUUAUACGAGAGGUUACAAGAACAAAAAAUGAAAAAGGAGGAAGCGUUUCAGGAGAUGAAUAGAUACAGCAAUUUAAUUCAUAGGCUGGACGAGGAUGAGAUAGAAUUCUUGGCUACGGUAGAAAGUGAAGAACGUGUUAAAGAAUUAGAAAAGAUGAAGAAAGACGAGGUUGAACUCGAAAAUUUUAGGCAAGCUGCAGCUGAAGCUGAUAAGGUUGCAAUUUCAAAACCAAUUGCACAUGAACCAGCUCCGGCACCAGUAAAAAAUACUCUAAAACAAGAUUCACAACGAAAGAUAUUAGCGAAUGCGGUGAAGAAAACCGUCAAAUCAACACGCAGUAAAUCGUUACCGCCGGUAACCAUCGAGCCUCCAUCAUCAACUAGUGAUCAAGUAUUAUCGCCGAUUAUCAUAGAACAAUCAUCUCAUGCCAUCAAACGAGAACCACAUGAUUCUGAUGAUGAACAGAUCAGAGAGAAUAAGCGAAUUAAAACUAAAGAAUCAAAUGAUCUUUCAACAGAAAAGGAAAUUGCAAAGAUUUCAAAAGAAGGUUCAUCUUUGCAAACGUUCAAUGCAACCUCUAAAUCUAUACCGCAUAACGAAAGAACUUUUGUUGAAGGGAAAGACUCGAUAGAAACGACCAAUAAAAGUAAACCCUUAAACCCUUUGUUAUCAUUGCUUGUAUAUAGCGAUGACAGUGAUGACGAAGACACCUCAUGA